UCCCAAAUGCAGACAGGGCAGAGGGACGGAGCCAUUCACUCGCCCGCGAUCCCGGAGCAAACGUGGGGGAAGACACACUGAGUAAAGAGAAAAGACAGGGAAAAAAACAGAGAGGACUGAACCCAAAAGAUAAAGUUGUGCAAACCGAAAAAGAAAAGAAGAAGAUCCGUGAGCCGGCUGGAUUUCCAGAGGCAUCGCUUCAAGUUGUACAGCCAGCAAUAACGCAUUGUCAAGACAGAGCUCUCUCUCACGUCACCCGACUGAAGGACUCUGCCACAAGAUUCCACACAAGAGGUGUGCUUGAUGUGACGCCAGCGGGCUGGCUCCGGGAACACUCCUUCAAUACGAUGUAGAGACCAAACCAGACACAACAAGAGUCAGAAAGACAGUGUGGAAGAAAGGGGUGACUUAAAGCGGCACUGGACGGAGCUGAGAGAGUCACAGAGGCCAGCAAAGGAACGGCUGCAGCAGCUGCACAAGAACAACACCAGCUGAAGAUAAGAAGACAGAAGGAAAGAGAAAGGCACAGAGAGAGAGAAAGAAAGAGAAAGCGGGAAGCAGAAGACUGUGAAUCAUUGACCUGAACUCCAUAUACUCCACCCUCCUCCGGUUAUUGUGGAUCCUUCACUUGCUCUCACACUCCCACCGGAGAAGGAUCACAGCUUCCCCUCUCUCUCUCUCCCAGCGAUCCCAGGGGCCCCUGAUCCACAAUCCACCUUUGGACCACUGAACAGUAUUGAAGAUUCAAAUCCUCAGACUGAUUUAAUCAAUCUUUGAUCUGAAGAAGGACCAGCAGACGCCGUCACUAUGUGCCAUGUCAUUGUCACCUGCCGCUCCAUGCUGUGGACUCUGCUGAGUAUUGUGGCUGCUUUCGGCGAGCUCAUUGCCUUCAUGAGCACCGAUUGGCUGGUGGGCUUCCCCCGCACACCUGAUGCUGUCUUUGGCCCCCAUGGGGCUACCACAGCCGGAGAGGCCUACAGGCCCACCUUGGGUAUUUAUGGUCGCUGUAUAAAACUGCCACACCUGCGGCGUGGAAUACUGUGCGGGCCGUAUGCGGUACACUUUGGCGAGAUUGCCAGCGGGUUCUGGCAGGCCACGUCUAUCUUCCUGGCGGCGGGGAUCCUGCUGCUGUGUGCUGUGGCUUUCAUCUCAGUCUUCACCAUGUGCUUCCAAAGCAUCAUGAAGAAGAGCAUCUUCAAUGUGUGUGGAUUGCUGCAGGGCAUCGCAGGUCUGUUUCUGAUCCUGGGGCUGAUGCUGUACCCAGCUGGCUGGGGUUCAGACAAGGUACAGCUGUACUGUGGACCCGAUGCAGCUCCAUACCGGGCCGGGCUGUGCUCCAUGGGCUGGGCCUUCUACACUGCCAUGGGUGGCACCGUGCUCACCUUCAUCUGUGCAAUCUUCUCCGCGCAGGCUGAGAUCGCCACAUCCAGUGACAAAGUCCAGGAGGAGAUCGAGGAAGGCAAGAGCCUGAUCUGCCUCCUCUGAGGCUCAAUCACUUUUGUCAAGUGUGGAAAAGAAAAGAAGGAGGAGAGAGAGACAGAGGGGCCAAGAAAGACCAACUGCUGCUCUCCUGUCCUCUCCCUUGGGGCCAACCAGUGAAUAGGAGGCUCCUGCAUUGUUUACCACUAAGACUGACUCUCUUUGACUAUGUAUUGUGUUGAUGUGGGAGAAAUCUACAAGUGCCAAGCUUUUUCUCAGUGUGUGCGUGUGUGUACUUUGUCUUUCUGCCACUAGAGGUGCUGUUUCUGUGUUAUUGUAUUCAUGUUAAUCAUGUGGAUGCCCAGUGAGGCUUUGUCUGUUGCCACAUGUUUUGUAAAUAAGUGUGUGUAUAUAUACUGUACAUAAUAAUGAUCAGAGAAUGAAGGUCAGCUUCAUCCAGGCUGGACUGAUGAUGUCACUCUUGCCUUAAAACACUGGUGUAUUGUUUUUUUUAUCACCAGACCACGACCAGCAAACCUGGAUUUAGUUUUCUACCUGUUUUCCAGGUGUGAGUAAUAGCUCUACAAGGGAACCACUAAUCAGUAAAAAUAAACUACUCACAGAAAUGACCUUAGCUCAGAGUGGCUGUCCUUUAAAGCUUACAGAAUGUACUGUCAUUUGAAUGACUAAUGUGUUUGCUGACCCUUGAAAUGUAUUGAUGGAAAACACCUCACCGAUGAUGCUUCACAUGGACUGCAUGAAAUCAAAGAGAGAGUCUGUGGUGUGUGUUUUUAUGUGUGAGAUAUGUAUUUUCCUCCAUUUUUGCAAAAUACUGAAAAAAAAAAAAAUCAGUUCAGCUUCAUUUUAACCGAAACUUUAAAAUGAUCGGCUCUCUGUCUGGUCCUCGUUCAGCAGACAUCCUGUAAUCUGUGCACAAAGACAUGGACUGAGUGAUGAGGACACGCAUAUGAAGUAUUGUUAUUAUUAUUAUUAUUAUUGUAAUUGUUGUUAGUGUCUGGUUUCAGGGAGGGUCCUUGUUCUUGAGGCUCUAGUCAGAACUGGAGUCUGUUCAGUCAUAGAUAGUGUCCUAUCUAUCCCAAUUUGUUUCUGCCAAAUCAAUAAAGAGAAGGAGA
This is a messenger RNA of Myripristis murdjan (pinecone soldierfish), 2552 nucleotides long. It is a transcript of the gene lhfpl2a, whose product is annotated as LHFPL tetraspan subfamily member 2a. NCBI's taxonomy places the organism in Eukaryota, Metazoa, Chordata, Actinopteri, Holocentriformes, Holocentridae. The record is from RefSeq and is a predicted model, not a curated record. Gene Ontology annotation, cellular component: membrane. The coding region runs from base 808 to 1485 and encodes 225 amino acids. The transcript is spliced from 4 exons.